AUGCCAGGUUGUGUGCGAGACCAGUUUUUGGAAUUUGCACAAUUCACAAGACAACAUCCACUCGGUCUUCUCAAUCCGACGGUUGAUGUUUUCAGAUGGUUGGAGGUCACACUACAGCGCUCACUGCCUGUUAACGCCCAUGGUCUGGCCAGCGGCCAUUUGGACAUUUCCAUGACUCGCAUCACUGAUAGAAAAAAUGUGCUGGUGUCAGAAUUUCAUUCCAAUGAAGACCUAAUAAAAGCACUUUUGUACAGCUGUUCUGUUCCUGUAUACUCUGGCAUGAUUCCACCACAGUAUAAACACUACAUGGAUGGAUGUUUCACAAACAUCCAGCCCUUUGAGGAUUCCUCUCCCACCCUCACCACCUCUCCAUUUGCUGAGGAGAUGGACAUCUGUCCAUCUGAUACCUCAGCCACCCUCUGUGACGUGAUCAUUCAACAGCUUUCCUUCCAGUUCUCCUUGACUAAUUUCAUCAGACUGGUAGAUGCUAUGUUCCCUCAGGACUGGAGGGUUUUGAAGAAGGCAUUCUACAGUGGAUACCAAGAUACUGUUUAUUUUUUGCAGCAGAACAAAGUAGACCAGGAAAAAGAAUGCCAGCAGAAGUCUCUGGAACACCCUGAAGAGAAGAGUGCUAAUGGAGUGUGCUUAUCAAUGGGUCCAUCCCAUAAAGAGCAGUCAGUACAUAAGAAUUCACCAGUAAAUGUUCAGGAAGUGCUGCUGUGUAAUAUCGUCGGUCAGACAGAGAUUAUGAGUAAUCCGAGUGUCUCUUUAUCUCAACGGACACUAUCACACCUGCUCUUCCUGUUCACACUGACAAUCUGGAGUACAACAACUUUCAUGGACAGGUACUGA
Myxocyprinus asiaticus (Chinese sucker) is the source of this 852-nucleotide messenger RNA. RefSeq names its product patatin-like phospholipase domain-containing protein 2. The transcript is spliced from 7 exons. Gene Ontology annotation, molecular function: triacylglycerol lipase activity. The record is from RefSeq and is a predicted model, not a curated record. Gene Ontology annotation, cellular component: lipid droplet; membrane; cytoplasm. Bases 1 to 852 code for a protein of 283 amino acids. Lineage: Eukaryota; Metazoa; Chordata; Actinopteri; Cypriniformes; Catostomidae. Gene Ontology annotation, biological process: lipid homeostasis; triglyceride catabolic process.